CCAUUUUAGCGCACGCGCAUUGCUCACGGAUUUUUCUGGAAGUCGUGGUGAAUUGGUUCUUGUGCAGUUAUUUGUGAAAAAAAUACCAUUAAAACUUUGAAAAACCAGUGACAAAAGUGUGCGGGAUGAACAAUAGAACUAGUUAAAUAAAGUGACACGGUUUUCUAUACGAAAUAAAGAAAUUUAGUGCGCGAAACACAAAAAAAUCAUCUUCUCCGUCUCAUUCUUUGUGUUGACAAGACCAUAUUAUACACGAUAAGGCGAUGAAGUCCUGUGCCAAAAUAGUCGGUCAAAUCAAAGACAGCAAUAGGCCAUGCAGAAAGCGUAAGAAGGCAACGCCAGCAAUUCCAUUACCAAAGAACACUUCAGCAGUACCUGGGCCAUAUACUCAGCGAGAUUUGAAAUCGUCUGAAUCUACUCAUACAUCUAUCUAUCGUCUAAAUCGUAAGCUGUGUAAGGUGAUCAACGAUUCCUGCUUCUUUUGUAAUUCAUUAUAAUGUAAAUAAUUUUUCAAUCACGUCAAUAUUUUUUAUAUAUGUAUCUGAACAUUAAAUUAAUUUGAAGUUUAAUUAGAUUUUUUUAAAAUUAAAUGUAUUAUUUUUUUUUAAUUUAAUUAAAAAAGUGAAGUUAAUACAUGAAAUAAAAUGUUCUCUGCUAUAUAUGACCAGUGUUAUUACUUUAGUCUCAAGCUUGAACGAUAAUCUGAAGUACAAAAAUUGCCUGAACGCUUACAGAAAAGUAUAUUCUUUAAUAGAAUGGAGAUAUUUCAUUAGGCAUAAAAAAAAAGAAGGUCGCAUAGAAUUGACAUGUCAACUCCAAGAGAUUCUUAGUAUCAUCGAUAUGACAAUACUUUCGCCGCAUUCGAAGAGUAUAGUGCUAAAAGAGGAUCUUCUGUUGCAUCGCCAUCGCUCUCUUCCAGCACCAAGUCAUCAAGAGGAAACAUUUCUUAACAUCCAUGAAUUGCCAACGCAAUGGUCUGCCAGUGGAAUGCCAUGGUACAGCUCUUACCAUGUGGAUUCCAUUGGUAUCCCAUGCGAAAAUACUGGCUGGUUUUCCGAGAUCACCCAUGGAGUGCCAGUGGAGUACCAGUGGAAAUUACCCGGCCCAGGUAUGGCACUUACCACAGGAAUUCCAUUGGUAUCCCACGGGAAAACACCGCUUAGCUUUCCUAGAUCACCCAUGGAGUGCUCAUGGUGUACCAGUGGAAAUUACCCCGCCCAGGUAAAGCAGUUACCACUGGGUUGCCAUUGGUAUCCCAUGGGAAAACACCGGCCGGUUUUCCGAGAUCACCCAUGGAGUGCCAGUGGAGUACCAGUGGAAAUUACCCCUCCCAGGUACGGAACUUACCACAGGAAUUCCCUUGGUGUCCCAUGGGAAAAUACCGGCCAAUUUUCCGAGAGUACUCAUGGAUUUCCCAUAGAGUACCAGUGGAAAUUACCAUGCGGCAGCUUUAGAAUUUCAACGGGAAUGCCCAUGGAUUUCCACUGGAUAACACCACCACCGAGGCUGGUAGAUUCCCAUGGAAAUUGCGUGACGCGCCAAUGCAAAAUUACAAUGUACUUCUACAGGGGAAUCCAGGGGGAUUAAGGGUGGAUUUCACCAAGUGGACGCAUGGAACAUUCCAUUCUGUUACCAAUGGAAUUUCCAUUGGAUCGCGCCGGAUUUUU
Molecule: messenger RNA, 1667 nt
Organism: Phlebotomus papatasi
Lineage: Eukaryota; Metazoa; Arthropoda; Insecta; Diptera; Psychodidae
Exons: 3
Coding region: 661-1587 (308 amino acids)
Source: RefSeq, a predicted model, not a curated record